Molecule: messenger RNA, 2272 nt
Organism: Coffea arabica (coffee)
Lineage: Eukaryota; Viridiplantae; Streptophyta; Magnoliopsida; Gentianales; Rubiaceae
Source: RefSeq, a predicted model, not a curated record
CAGUAUUACAAAAAUUUAGUUUAUCCCCUUCCUUUAAUCCAUUCUCAUUAAUUUUUCUAUUUAGCACUUUUUAUGUCUGAUGGUCAUUAGUACUUUUUAGCUUCUCCUCCGCCUUCUUCUUCAUCAACAUAUAUCAACAGUGACUUGGUAUUAUUUUGGGAUUUCUUUCUUUCUUUUUUUUUUACUGAUACAGAUAUCUUUCUUGAUGUUACAAUCUUUCUUUGAAAACCCCAAGUGUUUGGUUCAAUGCAAGUCCAUGAUCUCCCAUGUAACUCCUCCGUAGCUAAUCCCCUCUCCGAUCCCCACUUCUCCGCCACCGCCUCAGUCGUAGCCAUGGCCUCCGACCCGCAACCCUCCUCCCCUUCUCCGAUCCAUUCCCCAAAGCACCACAAAAUUUCCCAAAAUAACGGCAAAAAAACCCAAAGUAAUAAGAGCCCACCUCCUCACCACAAUGAUACAGUUGUUAACUCUUCUGCAACUCCCAACGCCAGUAACAACAAUAAUACCAGUAAUACUAGUAACAACAAUAACGGUAAUAGUAAUAGUGUUGUAUUUAGGAGAGAAAGGCCCUCCAGGGCAUGUACGCAGCGGGCGGCCGCCAGGAUGCAGGCUGCGGCCGCUGCUGAGGCUGCUGCGGCCGAGGCAGAGAAGAAGCAGAAGAAGGCAGCUUUGAGGAAGGAGCGACUGGCGGCCCGGUUGCUGAGGGAGGAAGUGGAGGAGCAGGAGGAGGAGGUGGAGCAGCAUGGAGAGGAAGAGGAGGAAGGCGAUGAUACCCCUCUGGGAUCAUCGAGGAAUCAGCAAUGUAGUAAAAUUGUGACCCCUUUAGUGGGGGAACCGGAGCCCUCGCAAUUGCCGCGGUGGAACAUUCGUGGGAUGUGGCAGUUGGCUUCUAUCUUGAAUUUUUUGAAUGUUUUUAGGCCUUUAUUGAAUAUUAAAGUGGAGUUUUCAGCAGAGGAGUUCGAAACAGCUCUCAUUACGCCGAAUAAUACUCUUGGAGAGAUUCAUAUUCCGUUAUUGAAGGUUGGUGCAUUUUGUUGUUUGGAUGAAAAGCUUGUGCCUUUUAUCCAACUUGAGUUUUUGCGUGAAUUUCUGGUAAUUCUGGCCCUUGUGGCGAACUUAUUUUGCAUAAAAAUUGCUAGCCUCUUUUUUCGUUGGAACUCUGGUAACAUUUAAUAGUAUAAAUUCGUCCAGUGGUGUCUUUGGGAUACUUCAUUUAGUUUCAGAAAUGCAUUACCCUACCUAUAUUUUGGUCGAAUGAAAAUAUUUUCCUUGGUGGAAUGCAAUGUUGCAAGAUGGGUAGCAACUAGUCAAAUUGAUUGUAGGAGCUUUAUAUCUAUGGCUUAUAAGCAAUCAAGUCUCAGAAUUAUGUGUGGGCAUAAAUAAUGCGAGGUAUUUCAGUUGCUUCUUUAAGUACUGCAAUUCCGGUAAAUCAAGCCAUCUGAAUAACAAAGUUUGUUGCUUUUUUGAAGUUUUAAAUUUGUGGAGGUCAUAGGUAUGGUGAAGAGUUUCUUAGCAUGUAGCUGUAAUGUGGAGAAUCAGAUUGGAAUUACCUCUCAUGGUUAGGUCUACUAUGGGGCAAACUCAAAAAAAAAUUUCCAGCCAGUUACACGGACAAUGGAAUGCACAUUUGAUAGGAAAGUUAGUUUUUCUUCUAGGGCAUUGUGGUGAAUAAUAUUGAGAAUCUGCUCCAUAACCUGUUACACAGCUUAACAACAUAGGACGGAAAUCUACAGAAUACCUUUAUUGACUGGUAAAAGUGGAAAACAAUAACCUGAUAAAUUAUCAGCUCAUUACAAUUGGGGUGUGAACUAAAGGUGCUUUGUUCAUUUUCCUCCAGUUGUAGGUUUGGAUUCUUAGAAACUAAUUUAUUCCACUAGGAGUUGGAUACUUUUUAAUGCAGGAUAUUCCUACGUUUCAGUUAGAGCUUGAUUGUUUUACAUGAGAAACCUAAGGUUCUCUUCUCCCUUUCUCUUCCUAUUCUCCUCCUUCUUAGACUUCCUCUUCCAAUCUCUACACUAGUUCCAUACUAUAUAUAUUUCUAGAUGCUGUUACUUAUAGGGCAAUCCUGUGGCAAGUAGGUAGCUUUUUUAAACACAUGGUGGCCAAGGUGGUCCACAGAGCAUCUUCUAUGGUGCCUGACCAUUGCGACUUCCACCAAUUGCUGAUCAUUUGACUUCCUGCAUGGCUGUACCUUGAACUCUCAUGGCUGCCCCUUAAAAUCAUUUGCUUUCUUAGCCACCAGAUUCACUGUAUUUAAUUUAAAAAAAAAAAA